AUGUCGUCCAGAGUCACUCGCUCGUCUGCGAGGCGAUCGACAGGCGCCGCCGCCAACAACGAAAACCCACUUGCACAACCACCACCGCCGCCCUCAGCUCCGCCCACUUCCUCGCGCAAGCGGAAAGCUGCCGCACGCGACUCCAGCCCUGAGCAGCCCGAGAACACAGAGCCUAGGUCUGCCCGCGCCUCUCGAGCUAAGCGCCCCAAGGCCGAACCCCAGGACGCGCCAGCCCCGGCUAUAGGUCGCUCUAAGAAGGCCAAAGGCAAAGCAGCCAUGUCAUCGGCUGGACCCCCCUCAGACCCCGUAGACGAGAAGGCGGCGCCCUCGUCAUCGAAACGCAGUAAAGGCGGUCGUAAGAGCGGUGGCCAGUCCGACAGCUCCCGCCGACAGCCAAAGUCGCCCCUCCCAGAGAACGACACCAACCCUUUCCUGUCCUCCACAUCACGCCGGAGCUCGCGCAAGUCGAACAAGGCAGCCGAUGAAGACACGGGCAUGGCAGAUGCGUUUGGAGACAAGCCUGAAGGCGAGGCACGACAGUCUAGCGAUGACCAGACCAGCGAAGAGGAGGAUGAGGAUGGACACGGCGGGCAAUAUGACGAAGAGGACGAAGAAGAAGGAGAAGAAGAAGAAGAGGAGGAGGAGGAGGACGUCUUCACAAAUGGCUUCCUUGGUCGCAACCCAGUCGGUCUGUCAGCACUCCGCCAACUCACAGGCAUGAUGAAUUCGGGCACUACACAACGGCUACGAGGCAUUCUCGAGCAGUUGCGAUCGGACGACGAGUCAAUACAAAUGAUUGCCUUGCAAGAGCUCUCUGAAGUUCUCCUCAUCUCGACCGAAGACAAUUUGGCAGGCCACUUUUCGCCCGAUGCCUACGUCAAGGAACUGGUCAAGCUUAUGCAACCGCCCGCCCCAAGCGACGACCCUUUCACCAUCACCCCCGAGCCAAACCCCGAAACCAUGCUCUUAGCCUGUCGCUGCCUAGCCAAUUUGAUGGAAGCCCUGCCCCAAGCCACGGCCAAUGUGGUGUACGGAAACGCUGUGCCAGUGCUUUGCGCAAACCUGCUCAAUAUCCAAUUCAUCGACUUAGCAGAGCAGUGUUUGAGCACCUUGGAGAAGAUCUCAGUAGAAUUCCCGUCUGUGAUUGUGCGAGAAGGCGGUCUUUCGGCAUGUCUAAAUUACCUCGACUUUUUUGCAACGAGUACACAGCGCACGGCGGUCACAACAGCCGCGAAUUGUUGCCGGAAUAUCCCAGACGAUUCCUUCUCGGUCGUGCGCGAUGCAAUGGGCACACUUGAAGGCAUUCUGAACAACAAUGAUCAAAAAGUUCUGGAGCAGGGUUGCAUUUGUGUGUCGCGUAUUGUGCAGAGCUUCAAACACCAAGGAGACAAGCUGGAACAGCUGGUCAGCCCUGGGUUGCUCCAGGCGAUCCUGCGACUGCUACUUCCUGGUAGCACAAAUCUGAUUGGAUCCAACAUUCACACCAUGUUCCUUCAAGUCCUCGCAUACACUGCCAAAGCCAGCCCACGCUUAUCGGCUGAGCUGUUGAAGAUGAACGUGGUCGAUACCCUGUAUCAGAUUCUCACUGGUGUCUCGCCUCCUAGCGGGACAGAUGAUGUUGCCGGGAAGAUUGACUCGGUAGUCAUCAUGCAAGCUCUGAUCCAUCGUCCCAAAGAUCAGGUCUUCGAGACCCUCAACGUGAUUUGCGAGCUUCUACCCGAUGUACCUCAAGAAGGCUUGAUGUAUCUCGAUGAUCUCGUGGACGCUGGAAAUCCAGGCGAUGAUUCAUCACCUCUCUCAGCACAGAGCAAGCCAUCUGCCAACCAGAGGCGCUUGGAGAUGCUCGAAGGCUGCAAGCCCGAAGUUAAGCGCUUCGCUCUUAUCCUGUUCCCCACUCUUACAGAUGCGUACUCAAGCACCGUCAACCUUAGCGUCCGGCAAAAGGUGCUCACUGCGCAUCUGAAGAUGCUUUCCAAUCUUGAUACAGACAUCCUGGAGGAAGCUUUGCGACCUGUCCCAUAUGCGUCCCACCUAGCCUCCAUCUUCACACAGCAAGAUCACCCGACCUUGGUGACGUACGCAUUACAAGCAGCCGAGCUGCUACUCAAGAGACUAGAUUCAAUUUACCGAUACCAGUUUUACCGUGAGGGCGUCAUCUCUGAAAUCUCACAGUUGGCGAACCGCCCCUGCAAAACUCUGGAUGCUCGACCAAAGGAUUCCAAAGCAGCGCUAGAAGUGGAGGCCUCUACAGAUUCUGGCUCGAGUACCACCUCUUCAGCAAAUGCUGAACUUGAACACGAUAUGGCCGUCCCUGAAGAUGUAAACAUGCACUCUGACGAUGAAGACGGCGAGGAUGACCACGAAGAUGAUCUUCACGAGGCUCAUGAGGAGCAUGAGGAAGAUGAUGAUUCUGAUUCUUCGUCGUCGUCGGAUCAUCAACUUCCCGCCCAGGUCCCGCAUGUCGAGGACAUUAUCACUCUACGGGCAAAGAAGUUCAUCGAAACCCAUGAAAAGACCAGCGAUAAGCUAGUGCGAGACAAAGCCUCUGCCGUGUUGCAAGAUCUCAAGACACUCGCGAGCGACAUUCGGUCAUGCGUUCUUGAUGGAGGUGCUGGCAAUUGCAGGGAGCUUUUUACACGUCUAGCAUCCUACUUCGAGGGUGAUGCAUUGGAGAGCAUUACGAGCUAUGAAUUGAAGUCUUCUAAGAUUGUGGAUGUGCUUCUUGAGAUUUUCACAACGACCUCCGCAAAGGGCAUCGAUCCUCGGUCUGUCUUUCUAGAAACCUUCAUGGGCUGUAGCAGCAAAACCAGUACCACAAGUGCUACCCCAUCUACACCUCUAGGUGUCUUGGUACACACUCUUCAGGACCUGCUCAGCCGUUCAGAACAUUUUGAUGUCAUUACAGUUCAUCAACAUGCCUACGACAGCCGUGGUAGUGCGACGUCCAUGCUGGCGAAGCAGCUCAGGUUGAGGCUCGAGGCAGAUGACGAUUCUGGGAUACCCAAGGCUUAUAGACAAAUCAUGGUUUCUAUACAUGCGAUCGCCACUUUCAAAGCUUUGGAUGAUUAUCUGCGUCCUCGCAUCAGCAUUGCAGAACAACGGCCGCGUGGCAACAAGGUGCGGGAGUCAUUUGCACAUUAUGCUCAAGCUAUGGCGGAAGGACGCGCCCCGCCUCCGCCGCACACUCCGUCUGAGUCGCGGACAUCGAAGAAGGCUUCUUCAAAGUCCAAAACACCGCCCACGGAUCCCCCUCAACCUGGGCCCAGCUCAGCUACACGAGAGAAGACACGUCGCUCCAGCAGACGACAGCAGGCCCAGCUGCCCCCACCCCCACCCCCUCCCGCUGUGCCGCGAUCCAAUAGCAGCCACGAUCCAGUGGAGUGCGCCGAUGAGGAACGUCUGAGUGACCAGGAUUCUAUGGAUGAAGAGAGCGCACUGAAUGCUAUUGUCGACGACCUUGAAGAUGACCUUGAUGACGAUCUGCCUGACCCAUCUGCGGUCAGUGUAGAGGUUGCGUCGACGGGCCAAGCCACAGCGCGUGAAGAAGACGGUACACGAGUAGCCACUCCUGUACACAAUGCUUUGUCGGCAAAGACACCCUCAGAAACUCGCACACCAACUUCGCGCCUGUCUGCAUUGCUGCAGAACUCGGCUAUGAGGCAGAGUCUGGGUAGUGCUGCGAGCGCCCUCUCGUAUGCUGCAGCAGUCCAAUCAAUUCCUCAAGACUGGCAUAUCGAAUUCAGCGUCAAUGAUCAGCCACUCUCUAACGAGACGACCAUCUACCGCGCCGUACACUUCAGUCAGGCACAAGGCGGAGAAGUAUCAAAUCGUACUGUAUGGGGUGCCACUCAUACCAUCAAGUUCAAGCGUGUUCCUGGCCCGCCACCAGCUGAAUCUAGCUCUCUGACUCCUCCGCCGGACGCCAAGGCGGAUACUCUGGGCAUGCCAGCAUCCUUGAAUCAACAUCCAGUUACAUCUGGUAUCCUUCGGCUGCUGAGCAUAUUGCACAGCUUGAAUGCGAACUUCGACGAUAUUUUGUUGGACAAGAAGGACCAGAUGAAGCUGAAUGCUGAGCCGCUCUCACAGUUUGUCAACACCAAGCUCACAGCCAAGCUCAACCGCCAACUGGAAGAGCCUCUCAUUGUGGCUAGCAACUGUUUACCAAGCUGGAGUGAGGAUCUGGCUCGCUUCUAUCCAUUUCUAUUUCCAUUCGAGACGCGUCAUCUCUUCCUGCAGUCGACCUCUUUUGGCUACUCUCGUUCCAUGACACGCUGGCAGAAUGCACAGCCUACCAGCGACUCUAGGCAUGAUAGGCAUCGUGAUGAGCGUCCCUUCCUGGGUAGACUACAACGUCAGAAAGUUCGAAUCUCCCGGGCUCGGAUACUGGAGUCUGCGAUGAAGGUCAUGCAACUGUACGGCCACUCUGCUAGCGUCUUGGAGGUCGAAUAUUUUGAGGAGGUUGGUACUGGGCUGGGACCGACGCUUGAAUUCUACUCGACUGUGUCCAAGGAGUUCUCCAAGAAGAAGCUCAAACUUUGGCGCGAAAACGAGUCGAGCAGUACGGAUGAGUAUGCGUUUGGCAAACGUGGGCUGUAUCCAGCACCUAUGAGUGCGGAGGAGGCCAAUGGCGAGAAUGGUGAGAAGCGUCUUGAGUUGUUCAAGGUGCUUGGAAAGUUCGUAGCUCGAUCCAUGCUGGACUCUCGUAUCAUCGAUGUGUCCUUCAACCCGACAUUCUUCCGCAUCGGCGAUGGCAGCAACACCGCAGUUUUACCAUCGCUUGGCGCAAUCAAGACUGUCGACAAUGACCUCGCCAACUCGCUCGUUCUGCUCAAGCAGUUUGCCGACGCCAAGAAUAGUGUCAUGGAGGACAACACCAUGUCAGCUGCGCAGAAGGAUAAGGCCCUGCAGAGCAUUGUGAUUCAAGACUGUCGUGUAGAGGACCUUGCCUUGGAUUUCACCCUUCCUGGCUAUAGCUCCAUUGAACUCAUCCCCAAUGGUUCGGAUACGGCGGUCACCAUCCACAAUGUCGACAUGUAUGUUGACAAGGUGAUCGACUUCACACUUGGCUCUGGUGUCCAGCGCCAGGCUGAUGCAUUCCGCGCCGGGUUCACAGAGGUGUUCCCUUAUUCUGCGCUGAAGGCCUUCACUCCAGACGAGCUCGUCAUGCUUUUCGGUAGAACCGAUGAAGACUGGUCACUUGAGACUCUCAUGGACUCGAUAAAGGCCGACCACGGCUACAACCUCGACAGCAAGAGCGUCCGCAACCUUCUUCAGACGAUGAGCGAGUUUGACGCACAAGAGCGACGCGAUUUUUUGCAAUUCAUCACUGGCAGCCCCAAGCUUCCCAUUGGUGGCUUCAAGGCGCUCACACCAAUGUUCACCGUCGUAUGCAAACCCAGCGAGCCGCCUUAUACAUCAGACGACUACCUCCCCUCCGUCAUGACAUGUGUCAAUUACCUCAAGAUGCCCGACUACAGCACUGUGGAAAUUUUAAGACAAAAGCUUAGUGUGGCUAUCCGCGAGGGUCAGGGCGCAUUCCAUCUCUCAUAA
Molecule: messenger RNA, 5550 nt
Organism: Plenodomus lingam JN3
Lineage: Eukaryota; Fungi; Ascomycota; Dothideomycetes; Pleosporales; Leptosphaeriaceae
Biological process (GO): protein polyubiquitination; proteasome-mediated ubiquitin-dependent protein catabolic process
Cellular component (GO): nuclear speck
Molecular function (GO): ubiquitin protein ligase activity
Source: RefSeq, a predicted model, not a curated record